GGAACUAGGAGUGGAGGCAAUCCUUUCUUUCAGCUGGAGUGCUUCUCAUGAGCCAGCCCCACCCUUAGAAAAGAUGUUUUCCAUGAGGAUCGUCUGCCUGGUCCUAAGUGUGGUGGGCACAGGAUGGACUGCAGAUACUGGUGACGGUGACUUUCUAACUGAAGGAGGAGGCGUGCGUGGCCCAAGGGUUGUGGAAAGGCAUCAAUCUGCCUGCAAAGAUUCAGACUGGCCCUUCUGCUCUGAUGAAGACUGGAACUACAAAUGCCCUUCCGGCUGCAGGAUGAAAGGGUUGAUUGAUGAAGUCAAUCAAGAUUUUACAAACAGAAUAAAUAAACUCAAAAAUUCACUACUUGACUAUCAGAAGAACAAUAAAGAUUCUAACUCAGUGACCACUAAUAUAAUGGAAAUUUUGAGAGGCGAUCUUGUCUCAUCCAAUAACCGUGAUAAUACCUAUAACCGAGUGUCUGAAGAUCUGAGAAGCAGAAUUGAAGUCCUGAAGCGCAAAGUCAUAGAAAAAGUACAGCAUAUCCAACUUCUGCAGCAAAAUGUUAGGUCUCAAUUGGUUGAUAUGAAAAGACUGGAGGUGGACAUUGACAUUAAGAUCCGAUCUUGUCGAGGGUCAUGCAGUAGGGCUUUAGCUCGUGAAGUAGAUCUGAAGGACUAUGAAGAUCAGCAGAAGCAACUUGAACAGGUCAUUGCCAAAGACUUACUUCCCUCUAGAGAUAGGCAACACUUACCACUGAUAAAAAUGAACCCAGUUCCAGACUUGUUUCCCCCGAAUUUCAAGAGCCAGCUUCAGAAGGCAUCCCCAGAGUGGAAGGCAUUAACAGACGUGCAGCAGAUGAGAAUGGAGUUAGAGAGACCUGGUGGAAAUGAGGUUACCCGAGUAGACUCCUCUUAUGGAACAGGAUCAGAGACAGAAAGCCCCAGGAAACCUAGCAGUGCUGGAAGCUGGAACCCUGGGAGCUCUGGACCAGGAAGUACUGGACACCAAAACCCUGGGAGCUCUGGACCAGGAAGUACUGGACCCUGGAAACCUGGGAGCUCUGGACCUGGAAGUACUGGAACCUGGAACCCUGGGAGCUCUGGACCUGGAGGUACUGGAACCUGGAACCCUGGGAGCUCUGGAACUGGAAGUACUGGAACCUGGAACCCUGGGAGCUCUGGAACUGGAAGUACUGGAACCUGGAACCAAAACACUGGGAGCCCUAGACCUGGUAGUACCGAAACCUGGAAUCCUGGCAGCUCUGGACAUGGAAGUGCUGGGCACUGGAGUUCUGAGAGCUCUGUAUCUAGUAGUACUGGACAUUGGCACUCUGGAUCUGGAAGUUUUAGGCCAGAUAGCUCAGGCUCUGGGAACACCAGGCCUACCAACCCAGACUGGGGCAUGGUUGAAGAGGUGCCAGGAAAUGUAAGUCCAGGGACAAACAGAGAGUACCACACAGAUAAACUGGUCACUUCUAAAGGAGACAAAGAGCUUGUGGUUGGUAAAGAGAAGGUCACCUCUGGUAGCACAACCACCACACGUCGUUCAUGCUCUAAAACUGUUACUAAGACUGUUAUUGGUCCUGAUGGUAACAAAGAAGUUACCAAAGAAGUGGUGACCUCCGAAGAUGGUUCUGACUGUCCUGAGGCAAUAGAUUUAGGCAUAGGUACUCUGGAUGAGUUCCGCCAUAGGCACCCUGAUGCAGCUGCCUUCUUUGACACUGCCUCAACCGGAAAAACAUUUCCAGGUUUCUUUCCACCUAUGUUCAGAGAGUUUGCCAGUGAGACUGAGUCAAUGGGUUCAGAAUCUGGUACCUUCACAAAUACAAAGGGAACCAGUUCUCAUCACUCUGGGGUAGCUGAAUUCCCUUCCAGUGGUAAAACUUCAAGUCAUAGCAAACAAUUUAUUAGUAGCACAGCUUACAACAGAGAAGGCUCCACAUUUGAAAGCAAGAGUUAUAAAAUGGCAGAUGAGGCCGGAAGUGAAGCUGAUCAUGAAGGAACACAUUCCACCAAGAGAGGCCAUGCUAAAUCUCGCUCUUCCAGAGGUAUCCACACUUCUCCUUUGGGGAAGCCUUUCCUGUCCCCUUAGACUAAGUUCAAUAUUUCUGCACAGUGCUCCCAUGGCCCCUUGCAUUUCCUUCUUAACUCUCUGUUACAGUUCAUUGAAACUACACUUUUUUGGUCUGUUUUUGUGCUAGACUGUAAGUUCCAUGGGGGCAGGGCCUUUGUCUGUCUCAUCUCUGUAUUUCCAAAUGCCUAACAGUAACAGAGUCAUGACUCAAUAAAUACAUGUUAAAUGGAUGAAUUACUUCCUCUGAAACUCUAUUUGAGCUUAUUUAAUCAAAUUCUUUCACUAGUCAAAGUGUGUGCUAUUAGAAUUGUCACCCAAUUGAUUAAUCACAUUUUUAGUAUGUGUCUCAGUUGACAUUUAGGUCAGCCUAAAAACAAGUUCUAUUAGUAUUAAUUGAUGCUUAGCUACCUGUACUGGUUACUUACUAUUAGUAUGUGCAAGUAAAAUUCCAAAUCCAUUUGAGGAAAAUCCCCUUUGCAAUUUGUAGGUAUAAAUAAGCCCUUGUUUGCAUAAGUUCUAUCCCACUGUAAGUGCAUCCUUCCCCUAUGGAGGGAAGAAAAGGAGGAAGAAAGAACAGAAGGGAAGGAAACAAUAUUUGCCUUCUUUAAUCUGAGUCGUGCCUAUCUUUGUAAAGUUAAAUGAGAAUAACUUCUUCCAACCAGCUUAAUUUUUUUUUUAGACUGUGAUGAUGUCCUCCAAACACAUCCUUCAGGUACCCAAAGUGGCAUUUUCAAUAUCAAGCUACCCGGAUCCAGUAAGAUUUUUUCUGUUUAUUGCGAUCAAGAGACCAGUUUGGGAGGAUGGCUUUUGAUCCAGCAAAGAAUGGAUGGAUCACUGAAUUUUAACCGGACCUGGCAAGACUACAAGAGAGGUUUCGGCAGCCUGGAUGACGAGGGGGAAGGAGAAUUCUGGCUAGGCAAUGACUACCUCCACUUACUAACCCAGAGGGGCUCUGUUCUUAGGGUUGAAUUAGAGGACUGGGCUGGGAACGAAGCUUAUGCAGAAUAUUACUUCCGGGUAGGCUCUGAGGCCGAAGGCUAUGCCCUCCAGGUCUCCUCCUAUGAAGGCACUGCAGGCGAUGCUCUGAUUGAAGGUUCCGUAGAGGAAGGGACAGAGUACACCUCUCACAACAGCAUGCAGUUCAGCACCUUUGACAGGGAUGCAGACCAGUGGGAAGAGAACUGUGCAGAAGUCUAUGGGGGAGGCUGGUGGUAUAACAACUGCCAAGCAGCCAAUCUCAAUGGCAUCUACUACCCUGGGGGCUCCUAUGACCCGAGGAAUAACAGUCCUUAUGAGAUUGAGAACGGAGUGGUCUGGGUUUCCUUUAGAGGGGCGGAUUAUUCCCUCAGGGCUGUUCGCAUGAAAAUUAGGCCCCUUGUGACCCAAUAGACUAAAGGAGUGGGAGUGGGAGCACUCUGGCUUCUUUGCUAGAAAAGUGGAGAGGAAAUAAGAAAGGUAAAGCGUUGAGAUUCUCUACAAUCUAAAAAAUUCCUAGGUGCUAUUUUCUUAUCCUUUGUACUGUAGCUAAAUGUACCUGAGACAUAUUAGUCUUUGAAAAAUAAAGUUAUAUAAGUUUUUUUAUCUUUAAA
This is a messenger RNA of Cercocebus atys (sooty mangabey), 3648 nucleotides long. It is a transcript of the gene FGA, whose product is annotated as fibrinogen alpha chain. Gene Ontology annotation, molecular function: signaling receptor binding; extracellular matrix structural constituent. Gene Ontology annotation, biological process: blood coagulation; fibrinolysis; platelet aggregation. Gene Ontology annotation, cellular component: fibrinogen complex. The transcript is spliced from 5 exons. Bases 74 to 2077 code for a protein of 667 amino acids. Lineage: Eukaryota; Metazoa; Chordata; Mammalia; Primates; Cercopithecidae. The record is from RefSeq and is a predicted model, not a curated record.